UUUAAACAAUAUGUUUUGAAGAUGGUUGCUCUUGCAGGGUUUUUUCUGUUCGCUACUUUUAGUUUUACGUUUUCAGCCCCAUUAGACAAGAGAUUGCAGGCCUUAACAGACACAUUGUCAGCCAUCGAACGCCUGGUUCGCUAUUACAAGUCAACUUACCGUGAGCUGAACAUAGAUGGUCUCUUUGGCCUCCGAGUUUUAGAAGGUCAAUUUGAUGAUUUGUUGGAGGAAUUUAAUACAGUUGGUAAUGGUGACCUUUCAAAUGAUGUCUCCACUAGAAUACGCUACCUCAAACUGGAGGCCACAAACAUCAGUGAGACUGCAGUGGAAUUUGUUAAGAAAGGCGACGAGGAGUACUACAAGGACCUCCACUUUGUCGUUGGCCGUCCAUGGAAACUGUGGAAAAAUCAGCGGUUUCUAAACUUCAGCAGUCCCUGGGAUCAUAAUGUCUACCUGAGGAAUAAAGAGAAAUUGACAGAGUCGAAGUCUGACCGAUGCAUGUCCCAGCUUACUGGCAGUCUGGACAAGAAAAGUUCUGGGAAGUGUCAAAUCUCUGAAGACUGUGUCCAGCUAAUGACCAGCCGAGGACUGACCGGGUACGGAAUUACUCACCAGAUACUGUGGAGCAUGCUCUCGGAACAGGCUGGGUGUUUGACCGUCAUGAAUUCCCUAUUUAAGAAGUUGGGCAGUUCACUUGAGGACUUUCAGACAGAAUUUUGUACCAACAACUUUCUGGAGAUGAUCCAGACAGUUCACACUGUGCUCCAGGGAAAAAUUCCCCCCAGAUUUCAAGAUCUCUUCCUUGAGCAACAAUUCAUCUGCCCAAAUAUUGGCUUCCAUGAGUUUCUAUCCAGCACUUACCUAAGUGAAAUCUUGAAAUGGCAGAAGAAAAGUGGCUGCUAUGGCACUAUGCCAAGAAGUGGGAAUUCGGGGUCACAGGGUGACUUUGAGUAUGAUUAUGAAGAAAAGAAGGAAGACAAAGCUGUCCAGAUACCCAGCUCCAGGAACAUUAAGUUUAUCACACAAAAUCCUGACAAUAUAUCACGGGAAGGAGUGGUAGUGCAAAGAGGUCAAAAACUAGUACAGCAGCUACCUAUACAAGACAGUGUGAGACAGAAUAUGAAAUAUCCAACUACAAUUUCUCAAAGCUAUCAAGUGAAACCUCUACAGAGAGGUUUACUUUCAUACUCUGAUAGAAAGACAUUCAGAAGCAGGAGAUUGAUGGCAGAGAAAGCACUUUCAGGUGGCUGUUUGGCUCACAAGACAGCGGUGGCUGCAGGUGCUCUAAUAAUGUACCUCAGAUACCUUAUUUACCCGGGCCAAUCCAAUAUAUUCAACAACGAUGCCUUCAUUAAAUCAAAAGUGUCUGCCAUCAAACCUCUGACUAAUAAUGAAGAUGUAGCAUAUGCAUUAGCCAUGGGCCAGUCUCUGAAUGAAAUGCCAAAAAACGCUGGUGGAAAUUCUGUCAGUAAAAUGGGGGAUCAGUCAAUCAUAGCAAAUCGAACCUUGCUUAAAAAAGAUUACAGUCAUCCACUGAAUAAUAAUGUCCUGGCAGCCCAGCUUUAUGGUAAAAAUGACAAAGAUGAAUAUUAUUCAAAUCAGAAAUUGAAAGAAGAUUACUACGAGGAUAAAAAUGAAGCUCCAGAAUAUCCUAAACAUGAUCAGAACAAGCUCAACUCAGGACACAAACUGGUGCAUUUUGACAACAGGAAGCAGGAUAAUGGGAAUUAUGUGGACGAAGAUUACAAAGACGAUGGUUACAAUGAUAAAGAUGAGGAGAGAGAGGAGGAGGAUAAGAAUGAUGAUAGAGAUUACCCAUACUAUGACAACAACCAAAGAAAACAGCGGGAGGAGGCAGACCGUAUUGAGAGAGAGGAUAAAGAUCAGUACCUUGUCAAACAGGACCAAGGAGAAAUCCAGAAUCCUGCGGGGGGCAUCGAGAGUCAGAAGCCUGUACCCGCCACCAGGACAGAGGGACCAUCUCUGAGGUCGGUGAUUCUGGGCUUUAGCAUCGUUUUCUGUGUAUUAUUAUUUUUUGUUUAUCGAUUUAUCAGAACUAGACGUGUACAUAUACGGUACAAGCUAAGAUCUUUAAUGAGGCUGUAGAAUGUGGUAUAAAAUGUGGUGACUGAAUGAUGUUAUAAGAUCUUUAAUGAGGCUAUAGAAUGUGGUAUAAAAUGUGGUGACUGAAUGAUGUUGUAUGAGGUCAGGGUCAAUUAAAUGAUAGGGUCUAGAUUUUGUGCAUGUAUGCAAUUUUGCUAAGUUAUUCUUGCCAACAAUUGUUUUCAUCUAAUACAGUUUAUUUAUUGACAAUAUAGUUUACAUGUAUUUGUUGAAAUUUUACUUGCAUUGUGUAAGCAGUGCAUAAUGUUUGUUGACAUGAUAAAAGCACAGGGUUCAAAAAUGUUUUAAUUUGAGUGUAAAUUUUUGUGAAAUUAUCUGUCUAUGUAUCUCCACAUUAAGUCUUCCACUUUUCAUGAAAUGUACAAAUGAUGACUUAUAAUUUUUCACUGUUGUAAUUGAAACUUUGAAAGAGUGAAAGAGACAAUAGAAUAUCUGAAACAAGAUCAUUAUGUAGAGAGACCUUGUAUCUAGCAGACGGUGUGUCCCAAAAUACAAAUUAUAAUUAUUACCGGUAAUUCAGUAUUUUCAAUUUUCAUGUGCAUGUGUUUAAAAUUUGACUUGCAAUAUAUUGCAUGCAAAAAUUAGCUUUGUCUCUAAUAGGAUCAUAAACUUAAACAUUGAUGUACUUACUUUCCAUCGCCAUGACAUUUCCUUUGUACAUGUAAUGUUACUUCUUGGUUUUUGUAGAUUUCUUUGUGUCCGGACUGAAACUUUUGUAUUGUGUAAUCAGAAAAGGACAUAAAAACACCUCAUAAUUGGGAAAGUGAUAUUUCAGGCCAUUCUAAUACUUUCAAUUUCCACCAAUGUAUAUGUGUAUGAGAAAGUGUUUUGAAAAAAAAAGUGCUGCAUGGAUUACAGUCAGAUUUUUACAAAUGAUAGAGUGUUUUUACUUUCAAAAGUAGAUUAAAUUUUGGGAGUGAUCUGUGCAUGUGAACAGAUUUUUAGGGGUCAUACAGGGCUGAAAUAAGGCUCCAUUCACCUUAAUUUUUAGGGGCCCUAUAGGGCUGAAGUAAGGCCCCAUUCCCCUUGAUUUUUUAGAGGCCCUAUAGGGCUGAAACAAGACUCCCAUUCUCCACUGGAAAUUCCACACGUUAUCCCCAGAGGAAAUUCCCACUACAAAGCUGUGUCAGGAUACAGAAUUUUUUGUGUCAACUCUUUAUUAAAUUUUUCAUUAUGUAGGAGAGGACAUUCAUAUUUAGUAGAGGAAAUUCAUAUUUAGUAGAGGAAAUUUAUAUUUAGUAGAGGAGAUUCAUUGAAAUAAUUAUACUUUUACUCAUUACCACUAUCGGAGAGUAAAAAAUAAACUAGGAUAAAAUCAAAGGCAAUCAAUCACAUUGGGUCUUUUUCUUAUGCCUCCAUAAUUGGAGAUUCUAGGGCACAUAGUUUUCUGUUUGUCUGCAAAAACUUUAGCCUUGGCUAUUUUUUAAUAGAUGGUGAUAGGGCUGUCAUAUUUCACAUGUGCAUUCCUUGUGAUAAGACCUUUCUUAUGAGAAUUACUCUCCUUCCAUGGGGGGGGGGGGGGGGGGGGGGGGGGCAUGUCAGUGUUUCACAAACACAUCUUAUUAUAAAGAAACUUUUCCCAACCUGACAAAAUGAUGAUAAAAGUUUCCCAAUAAAAAAAGACCAGGCCCCUACUACUAUUCAGAUGUAAAAUAAAAAAAAAAACCCACUGCAGAUUUUAAUUUAUUGCCUUACUGGUGAGUAAGCUCCAUGAUGUAGAAUGCCUACACUGAUUAGGCAGGUUAAACAGUGUAGAAUAUGCUCGGUAUUAAUGUGUAUGUUGCACAUAGAAUUUGGGAGUAAUGAUGGAGGUUAGCAGCCUCUGACUAUGUUUUGGCUGAAGUAAACGUGAUAUUGUGUGUGUCUUUAAUGAAAGGAAGCUUGUUUGUUGCAUUGACAUUAAUAGAGGGCGGCACUGGCAGCUGUGUCCUUGGCUACAAUCUUGGUCUUACAUCAUAUUUUACUUUUAUGUUUGGUGCUUGUGUUGUGUCAUAAUCAACCAUCCUCGUUUACAUGUCCCAUCAACUUCCACAAGUUUCUCAUUUUGAGUGUUUAGUAUUUUUGUGUUCAGAUUUUAUUAUUCUCUUCCAUGAUGAAUCACAAGUUGUAAGAAAGGAGUUGUGAAUUGUUGCGAAAUUUUAAUUGUGAAAUCAAGGAAAAUUAUGUGUUCUUUUUGUUCAAUUUGUUUUCAUAAAAAGGUCUAGCUUUAAUUAAUGCAACUGACACUGCACUUUGAAAUCCUGCAAUAAAUAUGAGCAAUUCUUCCUCCUCCUCGUAAGAAAGCAACAACAGCAAAAAUUGCAGGAAAUGUCAUUUCUAAGCAGAUUGGAUGUGUGAAUAGCAGAAUGUAUUCUUUUGUGCCAUAACUAUAGAUUAUUGACAUAGUGUAUAUUCGAUUCAGUCAAUAGACAAUUGCUAUAUGUAUGUAUAGAGUUCAGUGAAACUGAUAAAAUUACUGAAAGAGUACAAGUAGAUUUCCUGUAUUUAUUACUUUGUGGGUAUCCUGUGAACAUUUAUUGCUGUAAGAAUUCAUGUAUUAGUUAUGCCCAAAGGGCCGUAUGUUAGCUAAUAGUAUAUAUUUGCAUGCCAGGUUUUGAAGUUUUUAUGCAUUAUUACACGUAUAUAUCAUUGUACUGCAAAUUGAAAUACACAACUGUUAUUUACAUUGUUACACUUGUAAACUUACCCAUAGUUAUCCAAUAUGGUACAUUCAUAAUAUUUAGUUGGUGUUAUGGCCAUCGUCAGACACCCACGGGUAAUCUCGUCUUUUACUCGAGUUAAAAACGAGAUCACACGUGGGUGUCCGACAAUGAGUUACGACUUAUUUGAAGUUAUCUCGCAGGCAUGUGAUUUUUUUAUGUGGCCGUCUUCAUGUUUGUUAGUACAAGGAUGUCUCUCGAUGCGUCUGUCUGUCCAUCAGUAUAGAUUUUUUUGUUCUGUUCAACCUUAUUCUUUCACGGAUUAAAUUGCAACUUGCUGUGUAUCUACUUUGUAGACCUACCCAACUCUUGUUGAAGUGUCCACAACUUUAUAAAAGUUAUGCCCCUUAGGACCAUGGAAAUACUUUUGAUUUAUUUUUGUGUCUCAAAAUUUUAUGAAUCAUUAAUUUGUUAUUAAAUCAUAAAAAAAAACAUUUUUAUGAAAAACGUUAUUCAAUAAACCUGUAAAAUUAUCAGCAAUUUAUCUACAUUAAAUACAACUUCAUUUUACGGUAUUGUUUGACAGGUAGCGUUUAUUGUUUGACACAGUGUUUGAGUUAUUAAAAAUGUGCGCAUGUGCAUAUUCCACGCAUUUUUGAUAUUCUUUAAGUUUUCAUGAAAAAUACAGGUUGCUGAACGUAAAACGUUUUUAGCGAUUUUUUGUAGUUAUAGAGGGGAUGGGAGGGAGGCCGGGUAAUACGGAGGAGAAGAAGCAGAGAAGGAAGAGUGAGGAGAGACAGAAAAGGGAUGGGAGGGGGGAGAAUCUCUAUCCCCCUCCCUCCCCAUUGAAAGGUGUACUGUGAGAGUCCCUAAGGAUCCAAGUCCUAUCACAGUUUUUAACUAGGCUGGUAUCAAUUGACACAGUUGAGCAGAAGUAUUGAAGAUGUGCAUAUUUUUUUGUGGAAUUUGACUUGAAUAUUGCAAGUUCUUGAGCUUAGUCCAUUUGUUGGUAAAAAAAAAAAAAAGAAGAAGUUUUAAUAUGGUAUAUCUAUGCGUCUUUGACAGAUGUAUCUAAAUUUAACGUAAUAAUACUUUUUAAACAAAACUUUAUGAUAGUUGAUAUUUAUCUUGAUAACCAGGAAUCGCAAAAAAUACCCAACUAAGUUUCGAGGAAUUUCACUUAAUUUUUAAAUUUUUUUUUUUUAAGAAUGGUGAUUUUAAAAUAGCGAUUUGCUUGAUUUGUUUGAUAGGACUUCUCUGUGUUGGCCUAAGCCAGGGAUUUGAGGUACUCUAUUCCCUAUAUAUUCUGUUAAGAGCGAUAUUUUUCAUUGGCGACAAAAUACACGGUUACAACGGCGCCGCGGCAAACCUAAGACGUUUAACACACGUAAUGACUUUCUUUGCUCAAUGCCCAGCAUUAAGGUAUUCAAUGUAUAACGAAAGAAAAUUAAAUAAUUUAAAUCAAAAUAAAUGUGUAUUGUGAAAUAAUGAUGAAAAUGAAAUAAUUCAAGUUCACAUGACUGAUAGAUUAUUUGAAGCCGACCUUUUUGCAUUUGAAAAUUUUUGGAAGAGUUACCCAUCCUUGAUAAAAAUUGGGGGGGGGGUGUCUAAAUUUUCUUAAAAUAAUUGCGAUAAAUGAUUAAUUUUAUAAAGAGUAAGUUUAUGUGACUUUUUAUGAAAAUACAAUUUCUUAUAAAAAAUAUUUCAAUUAAACAUGCUCUUCCCAUAUACUUCAAUGUAAAAUUCAAGGUGAAAUGAAUUAUGGUGAGUCAUUUUCAUUUCACUCUUCCCUUCUUCGAAAUGCAGCCAUGAUUACCAAAACCAUAGUUACCAUUCAUAUAUUAGAAACGAAAUAUGUUCAUUUUACAUUGAAUACCUUAAAAAUGAAAAUCGGAUGUUUUUUGUUUAUUUUUAUUUGAAUCGACCUAAAACGGAGGGGACCUCGCGAUAUUGCCUCGUCAUGAUAGAUUUUUGCACGAUAAAGAACCCUCACUGGUCUGGAUUGCCAUGUGCUGGUCACAAAUCGUGACACUUCACCUACAGCUGGUGACUCUCUACCAAUCUCGCGAGAUUCAUCGAGGCUGGAGAAAGGCGUCGGUCCAUAUAUCCAUUCUCGACGAAUCUGGCUGACAUACAUGUCUUUACAUGAGUGAGAAAUUCUCUAAUGGAACGAGUAAAACAAUCUACAAAUACACUGAGCUUUAAAAUUAAAAUGGGAAGAGGUGUGAACGACGUAAUGUACUGUAAAUGUGAUGACGUGGUAGCAAAUUAUAUAUUUUUUCCAACACAUUAAUUUACAUACUUCAUAAUAUUUUUAUUUAUUUAUUACAUUUGGAUGUCCAUAUCUGACAAAUGUGGUGCAAGGUUGGAGUUUGUUGGCUCAGAUAAAUUGAUGUUAAAAUGUUAGAAAAUGAUAAUGAGGCAUAUUUGAAAUAAGAUAUGUACAAAUUAUAUGCUAGAUUAAUACAUGUAGAUCUAAUUUAUGUACAUCUUGUAAUUUUCGGGACAUUUAAUUUGGGUACCUGAAAUCAUUGUGUUAGAAAGUAGAAAUAAUGCGAUUUAAGGUAGCUCACUACACUAAAGCUUAUACUCUUUAUGACCCUAUGUCACAAGAUAGCGAUUUAAAAAUGUUUUGUGAAAUUAUUUGUAUCGAUCGAUUUGUUUGACUACCAUCGUAGCUCAGUGGUUAAAGCAUUGGGCUGGUGAACCGCAGAUUUCGAGUUCAAAUCCGCCAGUCAUUUGUUCAUAUGUGUUGAAAUAAUUUUUUUGAAAAUCAUGUUUUUAUCCAAAUUUGCAUAUUUUCUGCCUUUUUGGAAAAUAUACUUAUUAUAUAUCAUCAUAUCUUUUAUGAUUAAAUCAAUUCGUACUGAUUUGAGAAACCAUUUCAGAGUGUAGAGAGCCACCUUAAUUUGUUUCAGAACUACUGGGUUGUGGGAGGGGGGGGGGGAGAUGUAAAUAUUUGUUUUGUUUGUGGAUGAUCGGUGCGUUUUGUUAAAGACUUGGUGUUUUGAUAUUUAUUUUGGGCUGUGGCAAAUAAAGUUAAGAGGAUAACC
Ostrea edulis (European flat oyster) is the source of this 7816-nucleotide messenger RNA. RefSeq lists its product as uncharacterized. Gene Ontology annotation, cellular component: membrane; cytosol. The coding region runs from base 22 to 2106 and encodes 694 amino acids. The transcript has 6 exons. NCBI's taxonomy places the organism in Eukaryota, Metazoa, Mollusca, Bivalvia, Ostreida, Ostreidae. The record is from RefSeq and is a predicted model, not a curated record.